AUGAAAGGGAGAUGCCUAGUGAAAGAGAAGAGCUUGAUGUGGUUGGUGAAGGCUCCUUUCCGUUGGUUGAUCAUGGCACGUGACGCAUACAUACGUAGCAUUACGUCAUGCUCCGGCGCCGGAAUCUUUUCAGGUGGCGGAUCUUCUGGUUUUGGUCAGUUCUCGGGAAACUUCCAAAUCUGUGAUCCGCCUAGCACCGCCCUUCCCCGGAGCUUUACCUUGACGUCGUCGAAGGCACGUGAUCGAGGCGGUCCGAUGACACGUGGCGGGCGAUCGGGGCCGUUGGAUCGCCGGAGGAACUAUAGAUGUGUUGUUUCGUUAGGACGAAUCGAUGAGGAGAUUUCUUGUGAAGAAGAAGAUUCUUUACUUGAUUAUGGUAAAUGUAAGAUACUUCACAAAUAG
Arabis nemorensis is the source of this 402-nucleotide messenger RNA. The record is from the annotation of a GenBank genome assembly. Lineage: Eukaryota; Viridiplantae; Streptophyta; Magnoliopsida; Brassicales; Brassicaceae.